CAUUUGACCGCUGUGUUGAUAAAACCAAAGCAAAGUCAUGUGUCGGUGACAGAAGAUCAUGCCGAUUUCCUUCGAAAGACGUGAUGUGAUGAAGGUGUUGAAAACAUAAACCAAAGCAAAGCGUAUUGUUAGGGUUGUCUACUUUGCCUAAACCCGAGAAAACUGAACCAAAUGGCAUCAGGGACGGAUUCAAGGACGGAUUCACGGAAGGAUCCAAAGUUGGCUUUAACCUAAUUGCCCAAAGGAGUAAAAGAGCUGUGCGAUAGUUAUAAAAAAUUGAAAGAGUCUCUAAAUAAUCUUGAGAAGAUGGUUGUCAAAAAACAAGACGGAGCCAUAGAUCAGGCAAUAAUGGUAACCCGGCUGGAGAUGGAGACAAGUGCUAAUCUGAAGUUUUAUUUAUCAACUUUUAAGAAAAUGACUACCGAGACAGAGUUUACAAAUCUAGCCAUGAAUGGGAGAGGAGCGAUGAAUGAUCUGAAAAAAGUACUGAGCAAGGGCGAGGUGUCGAAAGAUUCUGAAAGCGAGGCAGAAGGCUAUCAAGACAAUGAGGGCGAAGAUGAGAACCACAGCUUCGACGAAUUUAUGGAGUCUAUCGUGGAAAAAACACCUGAAAUUGCAAAAUGCUUUUUUUGGAUUUUUCAAGGUUACAUCAAGGAGCAACUUAGAAAAGCUUUUGAAAGUAAGGACUAUACUAAACCAAAAGAAUUAAAAGAAAAGGUUAGGGAAGUCAGAGAAAAAAUGCGAGCGCUUUAUUUAGCCGAAGAAAAGAAUCGUUCAAUUCUUGAUACUUUAGUCACCACAGAAUAUCAGCCCACCGAAAUCGACAAAAAAAAUCUUAAGGAUUCUUUUAAGAAUUCAGAAGGUGAAUUCUCUCUGACUGCGACCCCUGUGCAAGACAAAUCGUAAGUCACUGGCAGUAAACUUAACAGACGGAAGAGUUCUCAACCACUGCAACUCAAAACUCUUAAAACGCUGCGGCCGCCGAAGAAAAAUCUGUAACAAUUACUCAGUGGAAAGUUCCACAGUAAUACUUGAGAUAUCAGUAAAAACAUAAUCAAUAAGUACCUAAAAACUUCACAAAUCCUUCAUUGUAUUGUAGCAAUAAGGGGUGUUUAUACAGCACGGAGUAAAGCAGUUGGCGAGUGUGUAGAGGUUCUUGUAAAUAUGGAACUCAAGCUUAUUAUUGUUUGCAAAUUAGUCAUUAUAUUAUUCCACGCGAGCAGUAGCAACAGUUUGUGCCGUUUGUUGAGGCCUUCUAAGAGGUAUUGGGGACAAGCGACAUUGCUAAAAAAAUGUGGUGACAAUCUUGUUCCGAUGAAACGAUGAACCAACCGCCGAAAAAAACUGACAGAAAAGGUGCGACUUUUAGCAACAGCGACAUUUUUAAAAAUGUAGCGACAAUCUUGUUCCGCUGAACCGACAGCCGGAAAAUACUGACGGAAAAGGAGCAACAUUUUGCGACAACAACAAUACAUUUUUAAUUUCGACGAAGCGUCAAUUCUUUCGCUUUGAUUUUUCUGACUGAGGCAUCGCAGGCGGUGUGCGCACUCCGAUUGCGUUGCAUUGUGGUAACUCAAUUUCCAAUAUGGCGAUGAAAGCGUUAGAAAUCGGCACAUUUUGACUGAACAUUCCGUAGAAGUUAGGCCGUUCCUUCUUCCUUUCACCGUUGGUAAAUAUAAUUUUAUUUAUCGUGAAUGUAUAAAAGUAUUUUUUGUA
This is a messenger RNA of Pocillopora damicornis (cauliflower coral), 1716 nucleotides long. RefSeq lists its product as uncharacterized. NCBI's taxonomy places the organism in Eukaryota, Metazoa, Cnidaria, Anthozoa, Scleractinia, Pocilloporidae. The record is from RefSeq and is a predicted model, not a curated record.